This is a messenger RNA of Cylindrotheca closterium, 1023 nucleotides long. The record is from the annotation of a GenBank genome assembly. NCBI's taxonomy places the organism in Eukaryota, Bacillariophyta, Bacillariophyceae, Bacillariales, Bacillariaceae.
AUGCAUGGAAGAAACAGAGAGGAUUACAAGGCAAAAUUCCGCGACCCCAAAGUUGCCGCUGGCUUGGAAAAGAAGGCUCAACAAUGGUAUACCUUAAUGGACGCCCUGAUAGAAGCAAGAAAGGCAGACAAUUCCAAGGAAAAAGAUAAACGAAAGGGAACAAUUGAUUUGAUUGAAAAGGCGCUGUUGGUGAACCCAGAUCCCUUGAAUCUUUGGAAUCACCGUCGAGAAUUGCUGGUGCUAGAAAGGGAAGAAAUGGAAAACACGGAUCCCAUGCUCAAGAAUGAACUCGAUUUGACCCAAGCUGCCCUCCAACGCAAUCCCAAAGCUUAUGGUUCCUGGUUUCAUCGCAAGUGGAUUUUGGCAUUGCUGCAACCAGAUUCAUCAGUCCUACAAAACGAGCUAAAGUUGACAGCUCAAUUUUUGACCUUAGAUGAGCGAAACUUUCACUGUUGGAAUUAUCGUCGGUUCGUGGUCAGUGCAUUGGCGUCUUGUUGGAAUGGAGGUUGGGAGCUCCCGUCCAUGGGACCUCAAAUUGGCGCCUCGGUCAACAAUUCGGCGCCUAGCAUCCCCCAAGACGUUCUUGAGGCGGAAUGGGACUUUACACAUCAAAAGAUCCAACAUAACUUUUCUAAUUUUUCUGCCUUUCACUACCGAAGUCAGCUGUUGCCACGAAUGAUUGCCCAAAAGGGAGAUGAAGCUGCAAUCUUGGAGGAAGAGCUACAAGUGGUAGAGAACGCCAUUUUCACAGAGCCAGAUGACCAAACUGCUUGGUGGUAUCACAAACUUUUGCUAUUGGAAUACAAGUUUGAACCAAGUCGCCUGGAAGAGCAAGCCGAGAUGCUCAGAGAGCUGCUGGAAGAUUCUCCAGGGAAGUGGGUGUUGGUUGGGCUAUUUGAGAUCUUGUCGGUUUUGGGCACUCGUAAAGAAGAGCGUUGUGAACUACUGAAGCGACUGAUAACACUAGAUCAAGACCGAUCGACCCGGUACCGUGAGCUGCUGGAGAAGUUGGAGUCUGAGUAA